UAACCACAGUUCUAUGCAGUUAAUUAGAUUAAAUUAUAUGGGUUAUUGGCUGGUACCAGCAACUAGAAAGAACAAUAACUAGAAAGAAGCAAACUGCGUUAUCCAUUAAGUUACCAGAUAGGUUGGUAGCCUACUGUACAAGUAACACUCGGUUAAACUGGGACAGUUGUUGCCACACGUGUGUCCAGUUCUUCAGUGUAUCAUUUUGGCUUUCAGAAGCACUAUAAAAUGUGAGGAUCUCUAGUUUAUUAAGGUGGCUAACAUCGUAAAUGCACUACCGACUAAACCCUCACCGCUGUCUCGCGACCGUGUUUGCGCAUGCGCAGACGCGCAGGUCUGCUUCGAGCGGGUCGCGAACUCUGACCUCCUGUAGCUGCAGUGAGCCGUCAGUUUACAAUAAUUUAUCAAAACAUCACAGUAGCUGGAUAAUUUCUCACGCGUUCAGGAGGGCGUGUGGCUGAUGGGGCGUCGCUGAGCAACGGUUUUGACAGAACGGUAUCAUGGAAGGAGAAAGUCCCAGAAUUCAGCUGGUGUCUACAGAUGGAGGCCUACAGAUUGUGACGGAGCAGCAGUUGGCUCAGAAGCUGCAGAUAGUCACAGCCAUUGAUCAGGCUGGAGCCGGCAAGCAGCAGUUUAUAUUAGCUAACCUGGAUUACCCCAACCAGGAGAAACUGUUCAUCAAACAAGAGAAUUCACCAACCAAGGUCAUCUUAACAUCUGCGGAUGGGUCUGCAGUCAAUCAACUGCUUUUCACAUCACCUGAGCUGACAGGACAACAGAUCCAGUUUGUGACGGAGGGCUCAGAACAGGGCACCACCAAGCCUCCAGUGGAGUAUUGUGUAGUUUGUGGAGACAAGGCCUCAGGUCGUCAUUAUGGAGCAGUGAGCUGUGAGGGCUGUAAGGGUUUCUUCAAGCGCAGCAUCAGGAAGAAUCUGGUGUACACGUGCCGCGGGUCUGGAGAAUGUGUCAUCAACAAACACCAUCGGAACCGGUGUCAGUACUGCAGGCUGCAGCGCUGCAUGGCCCUCGGCAUGAAGCAAGACUCUGUUCAGUGUGAGAGGAAACCGGUGGAGGUGUCGAGAGAGAAGCCAGCAAACUGUGCGCCCUCCAUCGAAAAGAUCUACAUCCGUAAAAACCUCUGCAGCCCUCUCGCCGCCAUGCCAACGUUUGUUAGCGAAAAAGAGACUGCCAGGUCCACCAGUUUACUGGACUCCAACAUGCUCUUGAACAUCCAGCAGUCUCUUUCCAAACUGGACAACACCAUUUUAAUUCCUUCUUCACCAGAUCAGAAUGAUUCUAGUCAAGGAGAUCUGGGUACUUUGGCCAACGUGGUCACAUCUCUCGGUCACCUCAGCAAAAGUCGUGAGAUGAUGGACAGCAGUACUGACCUAUCGGGGAUAGAGACCAUGAGUAACGAGGACAGCGUUAUGAUGGACAUUCAAAGGGAGGAGUCGAAUGAUGUCACACGGGCCUUUGACACGCUCACAAAGGUGCUUCAGUCGGAGGGGGGUUGUGGGGAAGAGGUGGCUGAGGGGGCUGUCAGGGUCGAUGAACAGACCACCGCCCUGCUGGAACUAGAGGGACCGCUGCUCUCAGAUAUGCAUGUGCCGUUUAAGCUGAUGAUGCCGCUGCCCAUGCCAGACUUCCUGAAUCUGAAUUACAUCUGUGAAUCAGCUUCUCGUCUGCUUUUCCUCUCAAUGCACUGGGCACGCUCUAUUCCAGCUUUCCAGGCCCUUGGCUCGGAGAACAGCAUCACGCUGAUGAAGGCCUGCUGGAAUGAGUUGUUUGCUUUAGGUCUGGCUCAGUGUUCACACAUAAUGAAUGUAGAAACCAUCCUCACAGCCAUAAUUAACCACUUACAGACCAGCCUGGAUGAAGAAAAACUGUCCCCGGAGCGCGUGAAGCUAGUCAUGGAGCACAUCUGGCGCAUGCAGGAAUUUUGUAACAGUAUGAGUCGCAUGAGUCCUGACGCAUAUGAAUAUGCUUACCUCAAAGCUGUGGUUCUCUUCAGCCCAGAUCACUCUGGAGUGGACGGCACCCUUCAGAUCGAACGCUUUCAGGAGAAAGCCUGCAUGGAACUGCAGGACUACGUGAGCAAAGUGUAUCCAGAGGACACAUAUCGUCUUUCAAAACUGUUGGUUCGUCUGCCUGCUCUGCGGCUCAUGAGCGCGGCGGUGACCGAAGAGCUGUUUUUCACCGGUCUAAUCGGGAACGUUCAGAUCGACAGCAUCAUUCCCUACAUCCUCAAAAUGGAGUCUACCGACUACAACAGCCAGCCAAUCAGCACCGCUGAGUGACAGAAACCCCGCCCACAGCCACACCCAUCAGCUUUGCUCUGUUAUAUAUAACAGAUAUAAUCAUGUGAAUUUUGCAUAAGGACAUCAUUUUGUUCAGACUUUGCUUUUUUAUUUGGCCAGUGGUUGUUUAUGGGUUAUGUAGUGUGGAUAAAGUGGUUACCGCAACUGUUGCGGUUGGAUCAUGUGGCUUUUAUUGUACUAGUGUACUUAUGUUUAGAAAAAGUGUCUAUAAAGAUACAGAAAGUGUAAGGAAUCUGUUCUUAAGAACUUGUUCCAAAGAGAACUUUGCCCCCCGCCCCAAGCACUGACUAACUCUCUGUAUGUAUAUGAAUGAUGUAUAUAGAAAUAAUAAAUGUCGGGGGGAAAUGUCUGUAUUUUGGUAUUUGUUGGAGACUGUUCCUUUUUUAUGAACACAUUAAAUGUGAUAUACAGGGUUCCCACAGUGAGCGAAAAUCUUAUUUUCAUCCCUGGAAAAGUCAUUGGAAAUUAUGUAGUGCAUGUAAAUGUUUCUGUUUAUGCUCUAUUAAAUUGAAUUGGCAAAAUAUGCA
Cyprinus carpio (common carp) is the source of this 2845-nucleotide messenger RNA. Its product is annotated as nuclear receptor subfamily 2 group C member 1-A-like. Gene Ontology annotation, biological process: cell differentiation; anatomical structure development; negative regulation of transcription by RNA polymerase II. NCBI's taxonomy places the organism in Eukaryota, Metazoa, Chordata, Actinopteri, Cypriniformes, Cyprinidae. The record is from RefSeq and is a predicted model, not a curated record. Gene Ontology annotation, molecular function: zinc ion binding; nuclear receptor activity; RNA polymerase II cis-regulatory region sequence-specific DNA binding.